Messenger RNA from Perca flavescens (yellow perch), 2850 nucleotides. Its product is annotated as serine/threonine-protein kinase 38-like. Gene Ontology annotation, biological process: protein phosphorylation. The transcript is spliced from 14 exons. Lineage: Eukaryota; Metazoa; Chordata; Actinopteri; Perciformes; Percidae. The coding region runs from base 413 to 1804 and encodes 463 amino acids. Gene Ontology annotation, molecular function: ATP binding; protein serine/threonine kinase activity. The record is from RefSeq and is a predicted model, not a curated record.
AACGUCAAUCAAACGCUAACUCCGUAGUGUUCCCGGAGCGUUUGAUGAGACCGACGGUCCCAGGAAGCAGCGCUGCUUAUUUUAUGUUUUAUAGCGAUAAAGACGGGGGAAGCGUUGAAUUUCGAGAUCAGGGGGUACAAAUGAAGAAAGUGAAAUAAUGCCAAAUAAUUUCAGGUUAGCUUGCUGUCAACGUCAGAGCGCUUUUGUUAUGAUUUGGCGUUGAUAUCGGCGAUGUUUACCGUGCAGCCCGUUAAGUUCCCCUGAAGGGUGGCACAGUAACGUUAAGUGGAGCCUUUAGCCUUCGACUGCCUAAAUAUUAGGCAGAAAAAUACGAAAAUUCACAUUAUUUCUCAUAUAUCGUGCGGUGGCGCCAAGCCAGUAAUUUACUCUGGAGCAGGACACGGAGGAUAGUAUGGCCAUGACGGUGGAGACUGCAGCUGCCCUUCCCAUGAGCAAUCACACCCGAGAGAGGGUGACUGUGGCCAAGCUGACACUGGAGAACUUCUACAGCACUCUACUCACCCAGCACGAGGAGCGGGAGAUGAGGCAGAAGAAGCUGGAGAAGGCCAUGGACGAAGAGGGCUUGCCAGAUGAGGAGAAAGUAAUGCGCCGCUCGCAGCAUGCCCGUAAGGAGACUGAGUUUCUGCGACUGAAGAGGACGCGACUUGGCUUGGAUGACUUUGAGUCCCUUAAAGUUAUCGGACGGGGUGCUUUUGGAGAGGUCCGCUUGGUGCAGAAAAAAGACACGGGGCACAUUUACGCCAUGAAGAUUUUGAGAAAAGCAGACAUGCUGGAGAAAGAACAGGUGGCUCAUAUCCGGGCGGAGAGGGAUAUUCUGGUGGAGGCGGACGGCGCCUGGGUGGUCAAGAUGUUCUACAGCUUCCAGGACAAGAGGAACCUCUACCUCAUCAUGGAGUUCCUUCCUGGAGGCGACAUGAUGACCCUGCUGAUGAAGAAAGACACUCUGUCUGAGGAGGCCACCCAGUUCUACAUCGCAGAGACAGUUCUGGCCAUCGACUCCAUCCACCAGCUGGGCUUCAUCCACAGAGACAUCAAACCAGACAACCUGCUGCUGGACUCCAGGGGACAUGUGAAGCUGUCCGAUUUUGGCCUGUGUACGGGACUGAAGAAGGCUCAUCGCACAGAGUUUUACAGGAACCUGACGCACAACCCGCCCAGUGAUUUCUCCUUUCAAAAUAUGAACUCCAAGAGGAAAGCAGAAACCUGGAAGAAGAACCGGAGGCAGCUGGCUUAUUCUACUGUUGGAACGCCAGACUACAUUGCUCCGGAAGUCUUCAUGCAGACGGGAUACAACAAGCUGUGUGACUGGUGGUCUCUGGGUGUCAUCAUGUAUGAAAUGCUCAUCGGUUACCCCCCCUUCUGCUCUGAGACGCCACAGGAGACAUACAGGAAAGUGAUGAACUGGAAGGAAACCCUCGUCUUCCCACCUGAAGUCCCCAUCUCAGAGAGGGCCAAAGACUUGAUAUUAAAGUAUUGCACUGAUGCUGAGAACAGGGUUGGAGCUGUGAGUGUGGACGAGAUCAAGAAUCACCAGUUUUUUGAGUCGGUGGACUGGGAGCACAUCAGGGAGCGGCCAGCAGCCAUCUCCAUUGAAAUCAAGAGUAUCGACGACACCUCAAACUUUGACGACUUCCCCGAAUCAGACAUCCUUCAGCCAGCCAAUGCAACGGAGCCAGACUUCAAAUCGAAGGAUUGGGUGUUCCUCAACUACACGUACAAACGCUUUGAGGGUCUGACUCAGCGAGGCACCAUCCCCACAUACAUGAAGGCAGGGAAGGCCUGACACGGGGAGACAGGGUUGCGGAGGCAAAAAAACAGACGUUUACGGACACAGGGUCGGGCCGUGGAGCCCCGCUGGCGCUGAAGGCUGCGCUGUCAGCCUCUAAAUAUAAAUUUAACCCUCAUCACAAGUUAUUUAGGUCUGCUCAGCCGCCGCAAGAACGCCAAGUGCUUGGAAAAUUAAGGAGCAUUACCGCAUUACCUCGGUUGUUCGUAUCAUAUACACGUGACGUCUUUAGCCAUAGCUCUCAGGCCAGCUCACUAACUAGGGCACUAAAUCAGCAUACCUGCAUGUUCAACAGCAUAUUGCUUCUGGAGAGGACUGACUUUCUACUGCCCAAAGGCAACUAUGGGAAUGAAGAUUAAGUACAAAUCCCUGCUUGAACAUCUUCACAGCUAUAGUUUCUACAGUACCCUGGUGGCUAAAUUAGCUCUGAUGCAUCAUUUCAAACACUGAAGACAAGCUCUAUACACUGUAGUCAGAAAGAUUAGUGAGUAAGAACAGGUAUCCCUCACUUGUUCUUGCCCAUACUGUUACACUCUGUGGAUUUUGAAGGAAAGUUCCAGCAUGAUUUCUAGGGUUUUGGCUCACCUUUGGCUUUGUAUUCGAGAGUUGCUCCCACUAACAAAGGUAGCAUCCAUUUAAAAGCGCAACAUGUGAAAAUCUUUCAUUUCAAUUUCUUUCUAGCAGUGAGAAGCAUCUUGUUAUGGCAGUAGAGCCUGGUGAAACCUCAGCAUCAGCUUUUCUUUAUGUGAAAAGAGACAACUUCUGGGGAUUGUGGUGGUGCUAGUUAGCAAAAUGCUAGCGGAUCCCAAUGGAAGCUCAAUUGGCAUUUAUGACCAAAUAUAUCAAACUAAUGACAUUCCCACCGGUGAUAGCUGUACUAGCAGCAAAUGUUAGCAUGCUAACACGCUAAACUAACAUGGUAAAAAUCAAAGCUGGUUAAAAUCAACAUGUUAGCUGUGGAUGUUAGUACGCUGAUGUUAGCAUUUAGCUUAAAGGUCCCAUGACAUGGUGCUCUUUGGAUGCUUUUAUAUAGACCUUAGUGG